Messenger RNA from Dreissena polymorpha, 1053 nucleotides. RefSeq lists its product as uncharacterized. The record is from RefSeq and is a predicted model, not a curated record. Gene Ontology annotation, biological process: DNA recombination; DNA integration. Bases 1 to 906 code for a protein of 301 amino acids. Gene Ontology annotation, molecular function: DNA binding. The transcript has a single exon. NCBI's taxonomy places the organism in Eukaryota, Metazoa, Mollusca, Bivalvia, Myida, Dreissenidae.
AUGGGAAUGGACCGCUACAAACAAUUUUUACGCAGCCAAGCUGUUGUGUAUGUUGAUGGCAGUCCACCACCAGUGACAAAUGAUUUACUUAUCAAUUUUAUUGCUUACUGUUAUCAUUUUUUAAAACUUAAGUAUCAAACUAUCAAGUUAUAUCUAUGUGGCAUUCGUUUCUUUUAUAUUAGACAUGGAAAAGAUUCACCUUUAGAGUCAAAAUUAACAAACGCUAAGGUAUACACAUUCCUUAAUUCAGUAAAAAGAUUGCAAAAUAAAGAAAAACGGGAAAGGCUCCCGAUAGAUAUUGUUUUAUUAAAAAAGAUAGUUCAAAAAUUGAAAGAAGGUUGUUUCGGAUUGUAUGAAGACAUUUUAAUGUCAUGUUGUUGUAGUGUUGCAUUUUUUGCCUUUUUAAGAUGCGGAGAAUUUACAGUGAAUGAGAAAGCGCCAAUCAAUUACAGCACACUCAGAUUAGAAGACAUUAAGGUUAACGAAGAAUUUAUCAUUUUACAUCUAAACCAGUCAAAAUCUGAUCCUUUUAGAAAAGGUAUCGAAAUUUUUGUAUAUGCCACACACAACCAAGUCUGCCCUGUAGCAGCACUCAAAAAAUAUCUGAAGUACAGGGGACAUUCUAACUCAGAUGCCCUCUUCAUCAUGCAAAAUGGAUCACCAUUGACCAGAACAAAAUUCAUAAGUAACUUAAAACAUGUUCUCAGAAGUAUUGGUAUGGACGAUUCUAAGUAUAAUGGUCAUAGCUUUAGAAUUGGUGCGGCUACAACUUGCGCAAAAUUGAGGAUCGAAGAUCAUUUAAUCAAAACACUCGGUCGUUGGUCAUCAGAUUGUUACACAACUUACAUUCACACCGAUAAAACUACUAUUCAACACGCACAAAAGGCCAUGUCAAAUUUAUAUUAGGUAUAUUAAAGCAUAACAUAGUUUGCUUGCGUACUUCACGUUUCGAAGUUGAAUUUACCUUCUCGAAUGUCAUUGACACACUUGUAGAAACGCGUGUUGCAUUAGCUGCAUUUGCAUUUUCUUGUAAAUAUGUACAGUGAACCAGCU